AUCGAACCAGGUUUCUUCUUUCCUAAACCCUGCUUCACAUUCCUCCCUUCCUCCCAUUUCCAGCUACACCCCGCACCGUCGCACGCCGCUCCUGCCCGACGAAGUCUCAGCCUCCCGACAUACUCGCCGCCGCUCCCUUCCUCCCUCUUACUUACACUCUCUCGUUUCUCUGAGCAAUCAGAGUUAGUUAUCUCUGUUGUUUUCUUCUUUCUCAGAAAUAUAUAACAGCGGUUCAGUCAGUCACAACUCACGCUGCUGGUGAGGUCCGGUCGCCCCUCAUUUUUCAGAUCCAGCGCCAAGGUUCUGGUUUUUUAGGGAUACCGAGUUGUUCUUGUGGCAUUUUCAGAGGCUUGUAAUUUGACCAUGCAAAAUCUGCAUCAUUUCAUUUGUCGUCUCAGUUCCAAUUCUCUUGGGAAAAGCACAAAUGUGGGAUCUAGUUUAAUUACUGAUUCAGUUUCCACAUUGAAGCAUGUUCAAGGAGCUUGGUUAACCACUUUGAGAGAGUUCUCUGCAAAAUCUGGUGGAUUUGAUGAAGCUAAUGCUAAGAAUGAAUGGGAUAAGAGUGUGAGUGAAUCGUUUUCUGGCACCACGACAGAUGAUUUAGGCUGGGAUUCUGUUUCCUCUUGGUCUACUGGAUUGACCAAAGAGCAUUUUGAUGGAGAGGCUGUAGGCCGCAGGGUUGGUGAAGGGGUGGAUUCACCAAAAUCACCACAGGCUUCAUUAGUUUCUGGGUUGCAGGAGUUUGAAGACAGAAUAAGGGAAUUAGAGGCAGAAAACCGGAAAAGCAAGGACUUCGUGGACAAGUGGGGUGAAAGGAUGAAAGAGAUGAGCAUGCUUUUGAAACAAGUGAGAGAGCCUGGUGCUAGAGGGUCUUAUCUCAAGGACUCGGAGAAGGCUGAGAUGUAUCGCUUGCACAAGGAGAACCCUGAGGUAUAUACUGUUGAGAAGCUUGCUAAAGAUUACAGGAUUAUGAGGCAAAGGGUUCACGCCAUUCUUUGGCUGAAAGAGCUUGAAGAGGAAGAGGAGAAAAAACUGGGCCAACCCUUGGAUGAUUCUGUUGAGCUUUUACUUGAUACCUUCCCAGAGUUCUUUAAAUCCCACGACCUGGAAUUCCAUGUGGCAUCCCUUCCGUACAAACCUGAUUUCAAGGUUAUGCCGGAAGGUUGGGAUGGUACAACCAGAGAUUUGGAUGAAGUCCAUUACGAAAUCUCCAAAAAAGAAGAUGAUAUGUUGUAUAAAGAAUUUGUCGAGAAGAUGAAUUUCAACAAAAAGAAAAUUGCAGGAGAGGUCUUCCGCCACAAAUAUAGUAGGCGUCGGGCUGCAGAUGGGUGGAAAUUCACAAUAGAGAAAAUGGGACCACGAGGGAAACGGGGAGGUGACGGUGGAUGGAAGUUCGUCAGCUUGCCUGAUGGUUCUAGCAGGCCAUUGAACGAAAUGGAGAAGAUGUAUGUGAGGCGAGAGACACCUCGCCAUCGACGUAAAAUCCUCCCUUGAUAAGUUUCAAGCACUUGCACGUCGAUCUAAGUGUGCAUUUGAUGAUAUAAAUAGUUCGAAAAAAACUGGUAGAUCCCCCAGGAUGAUUUCAUAAUUUUCUUUUGACUGACCUGUUUUUGAUUGAACUUCAUGCUUUGUUGUAGUAGUUUUCCCUGAUGGUUCACAUCUGCAAUAACAGGUUUUCUUCAUGCCUCUCU
This is a messenger RNA of Cucurbita moschata (crookneck pumpkin), 1691 nucleotides long. RefSeq lists its product as uncharacterized. NCBI's taxonomy places the organism in Eukaryota, Viridiplantae, Streptophyta, Magnoliopsida, Cucurbitales, Cucurbitaceae. The coding region runs from base 364 to 1494 and encodes 376 amino acids. The record is from RefSeq and is a predicted model, not a curated record. The transcript is spliced from 4 exons.